Molecule: messenger RNA, 10537 nt
Organism: Musa acuminata AAA Group (dessert banana)
Lineage: Eukaryota; Viridiplantae; Streptophyta; Magnoliopsida; Zingiberales; Musaceae
Exons: 10
Coding region: 5644-10293 (1549 amino acids)
Molecular function (GO): protein binding
Source: RefSeq, a predicted model, not a curated record
AGAAGCAACCUUGGAGGUGGUUUGAUAAAUGUGAAGCUGCAUUCCAAGAUCUGAACGUUGUUGUGUUGGAAGAACCGGUGCUCAAAUUGCUGGACUAUGGGGAGCCCUUCGAAGUCCAUACGGAUGCUUCAGACUUCGCUAUUGGGGGAGUACUCAUGUAGGAGGGUCAUCCGGUGGCCUACGAGAGCCGCAAGCUCAACAAGACCGAGUGGCAGUAUCCGGUGCACGAGAAGGAGAUGACAGCGGUGGUCCACUGUCUACGAGUUUGGUGACACUACCUUCUUGGAUCGCGAUUUGUGCUGAGGACAGACAUCGCUUUAAGCUAUUUCCAAACUCAGAAGAAACUCUCCCCAAAGCAAGCACGAUGGCAGGACUUCUUGGCUGAGUUUGAUAUGACAAUGGAGUACAAGCCCGAAAAAGCAAAUGUCGUGGUCGAUGCAUUGAGCCCGAAGGUGGAGAGAGUGAAUGCCAUACAGUUGGAGGGCAGAGGCCAAGCAAGUCAAUUGCACUCCAACUUCCUUUCCAAGAUCAGGGAUGGACUGUAUAGUGAUCCCCAAGCAGUAACCCUGAUGCAACUCAUCAAAGAAGGCAAGGCACGACGAUUUUAGGUCCAGGAGGGACUCAUUUACACAAAAUGGAAUAGGGUUUAUAUCCCUCAAGUGGACAAUUUGAGGCGUGAGCUCUUAAGAGAGUGUCACGAUUCCCUUUGGGUUGGACAUCCGAGUAUUCACAAAACCUUGGCUCUCAUGGAGAGGGCAUUCUAUUGGCCGAAGAUGGGGACUGAUGUUGAGGAAUAUGUUCGAACGUGCCUCACUUGCCAACAAGACAAGGUGGAGCAAUGGAAGCCGAUGGGACUUUUGGAAUCGUUGCCCGUACCAGAAAGGCCGUGGGAGAGCAUUUCCUUAGACUUCAUAUCAAGCUUGCCGACAGUAGGGGGAUUGGGAUCGAUACUCGUAGUAGUCGAUCGAUUUUUAAAGUUUGCAACUUUCAUUGCUGCGCCCCUACACUGUUCAGCAGAGGAGGCGGCCAAGCUGAUGAUGAAGAAUAUGGUGAAGUAUUGGGGAGUCUCGCAUAAUAUUAUCGGUGAUUGUGAUGCUCGGUUCUUGCGAUGAUUUUGGACCGAGCUAUUCAAAUUAUUGGGGUCUAAGUUAUACUUUUCCACAAGCCUCCACCCCUAGACAGAUGGCCAAAUCGAAAGGAUAAACUCGCUCCUGGAACAAUAUCUUCGGCACUACGUGAGUGCCAACCAACGAGAUUGGGUGAAGCUGUUGGACAUAGCCCAAUUCUCCUGCAACUUGCAGCGGAGCUCUGUGUCCAACAAGAGCCCAUUCGAGAUUAUUACAGGAUAACAACCGUCGACUCCUUACACCCUGGCUAUCGGAUACAUUGGGAGUAGUCCGUCAACUUAUCACUUUGCCAAAGAAUGGCACUGAAAUGUAGAUAUUGCGCGGGCUUACUUGGAGAAGGAGAUCAAAAAGAUAAAGAAGUGGGCCGACUUGGGAAGGCGAUCGUAAGAGUUCAAAGUCGACGAUUUAGUGUUGGUGAAGCUCCAACUAGCAUCACUCCAAUCCUUUAGGAACAAAGUACACAAAGGAUUGGUGCGCAAGUAUGAAGGGCCCUUCCCAAUUAUCAGUAGGGUGGGCAACGUCUCCUACAGGUUGCAGCUACCGGCGUGGCUCAAAAAUCAUAAUGUUUUUCACGCUUGCAACUUGAAAGCCUACCACUCAGAUCCGCAAGAUGCUUUCCAAAAUGUUCCAACUCGGCUACCCCCCACCAUAGCCUCCUACGAGAAGCGAGUUGAUACCAUUCUAGCGGAUCACAAGAUAAAGCUACCUAAUGGUGCUGAGCAGACCGAGUACUUGGUGAAGUGGCGAAAGCUUCCCCGAACUGAAGCAAGUUAGGAGCCCGAAGACGCCCUACGACAUGAAGAAGCAAUCAUCAACAACAACCAACAAGCAUCGACGAGGGCGUCGACAGGUUAAGUUGGGCAGAAUGUCACGAACGGUCGUCGCGCACUCGCAACAACUUCGUUCAACGAACCGUUCGUCGCUUUUGCAUGCUUGAACAGAGACAUGACAGCUUGUUUUGCCUUGGUUUUAUGUGUUUUUGCUUGUAAAAAUACAUGUUCGAACAGGUUGCAGCGCACAGUACGACUGCUCACCGCGUUGGGUUAAAAAGCCCUAAAAUGGCUCCGUUUUUGCGUGCCGCGGGCUGUUUUCUGCAGCCCGCUGCACCUCGCAAAAUGUCAAUCAUCUCAGCACCCUAGAAUCCCCCCGGUAGCACAGGGCUGGAUGGGGCUUCGGUAUAUUGUCGGGUGUUGAAAAAUCUUCACAAGUUUGCACGUUGACUUGAUGAGAACUUGCCUUCGCGCCCGGCACCCGGUGAGCAGUUGUUUGUGGACUUGCAACUAUUCGUUCUACCUUUUAAAGUCCUUAUUUUCCUCCUUUCUCUCUUUUAUCUAAUACACGUAAGGUGCUCGCUGAAUUGCUUGUAAAGCUUCCCUCUUCGCGAGACGUUGGGACUUGUCCGUCGCUCGUUCUUCGAACUAAUAAACUUUCUCUUUUACAGGUCCUUCGGGACCUGAGUGAGGUUGUAAAUUGGCUGACCUUUGCGGAUGUAUAUCGCAAGGGCGCGUCAAGACUUAGGCAAUCCUAGUUAAGUCCGAGAAGUUGGCACAAGGGUGCUUCGUGACUUAGGCAACUCAAGCUAAGUUCGCGUCUUGGCCGCAAGGGUGCCUCUCGACUUAGGCAAUUCCAGCUAAGUCCGUGACAGUGUGUCUUCCGAAGCUAUCUUAGAAAGUGGUGCCGCAUAUGGAGAGCCAUCAUCUAUUAGAAAGAGAGAACAUCAUCCAAGGGAAGCGUCGUGAAAUUGUUUCCCCACUUCAAUCUCCGAUUAAGAUGUCGAUUCCCUUCACCAAUCUAGAAAUAGGCUUCGACUCUGAAUUGUUUGCCUUCAUGCGGUUCAAACUCUUUGUGAACUUUAAUUCGGGACUCUUUGCCUCUUAGUUUGCUAUGGUGUGUGUGGCUCUUGCAUCCACCAAUGCCUGAAUCAUCUUCUCAUUUAAUCUAAUGUCCAUCAACAUCAAUAGGAUGUCGUCUUUGUCUCUCUUAAUGUUGUUUUUGAUUGCUUUUCCACUUUGAGCUCACAUUGCAUUCAACAAAUUACACUGACCCAAUGCAUGGUCGUUGUGGUGAUCCUUCGUCACUUCCCAAUUCUAACAAACUAGAGCCUGAAGAGUCACCUUUCUUCUUUGGCCUCCUCUUGAGCUUCUCCUGGACUUCACCUCUUAAUGCAUUCAACAAACACACAAUUCCCAUGUGAGGUCUUGGCGAUGAGACGUUGCUACUCAAACACAACCUGCCCAAACUAGAUGAUUUUGCCAAUGCUCUUCUUUGGCAAUGAAGAAGCCGUAAAGGUAGGACAAUAUUGAGUGCUUCUCUUUGUUGCGGCCAUUUGAUUGCUUUUCGUUGUUGGCAUUCCAUUGUUGGAUGCUGUCCACCGCACAAAUGACAUGUGCCAGACUUUAGGACUUUUGUAUCCAUGUUUCAUCAAAGCACUUUUCUUCUUAUUUGGAAGUUUUUGGAGAUCCCUUCUUUAGUAAGUACUUUUUCUUUGUCAUCUCUAUUAUAGAGAAAUCUGUGAGUCGUUCCGCCUUUACGAGUACACCUAUUAGCUUAUGGACAUUUUAAUGAUGCAACUCCUGCUGAACCCACAAUUUUAAAUUGUCAAGGAAGUAGAAAAGUUUAUCUUUCUCAGACAUGUCUUGGAUGUUCAACAUCAAUGUAAAAAACUACUUUAGAUAAUCACGAAUUGUCUAGGUCUAGUGAAGUUGCCACAACUUUCACGGUGCGAUGAACCCUGUAUUCUCUAACAUGAAUCUAGAAAUAGGCUCAGACAUGUCUUGGAUGUUCAACAUCAAUGUAAAAAACUACUUUAGAUAAUCACGAAUUGUCUAGGUCUAGUGAAGUUGCCACAACUUUCACGGUGCGAUGAACCCUGUAUUCUCUAACAUGAAUCGAGUAUUCAAUUCCCUCUUCAAGGCUUCCCAAGUGUCAAUGUUUUAGCGAUCCUAUUUCAUAUCCUCCCAGCAUGUGUGCCACCACAGUUUUGCAUCAUCGAUGAGAUAUAUAAUUGCCGGCGACACCUUGGAAUCUUUAGAUUCUGGUGAGGUCGCUUUGCAGUAUUAAUCUAUAUCAAAGAGACUUUUCUGACUUCUUGGCAUCCUGAGCACCAUUAUGGCUCUAUGGUUUGGGAGCCUUCAUUUGUGAUGAUAGAUGACUACGAGACAUUCCUUUUCACAUAUGCACACUUGCAUGAGUGUUAACACAUGAGAUGUCAAUUCCCUUACUCUUGUAAGUAUUGUACGGAUUCUCUCAUAUCAUUCAUUAUCCUUUCUACUUGGAUCUCCAACUGAUCUAGUCAGGAUUCUGACCCUUCUUGCUUGGACUCUAUCACCACAAAGCGUUCCCUGUUCCUGUAGAGCUUUACUAACUUUCAAUUAACACAAUGUUGAGCCACAACUCCAGCUCAGCCACUCUUCAUUGCUUCUACCCGUUCAAGUUGCCCUUUGUGUUGUGCCUCUUCUGCACGAGAGAACUCUUGCUCUGUGGGCAAAUCACUGCAAAUACCACUCCUCUUGAGCGUCUUUGCUAAUUUUCGCAUGAGUUUCUCAUUUGUUUUUAGGGAACGAUCACAUUUUUGUAGCUCCUAUUGUACAACCGUGCUACUUUUGCCAUGAUGUCUCACCAUGGCAAUUCAGUGUUUGUUUGACCCGCUCUAACUUUACUUUGUCAUCUUGUCACGUCCAUAGUUGGGGUUACCUAAGGCAUGCGACACCCAAGUGAUAUUCGUUCACAAGGGUCAACCUAGACAUUAAACUUGUGCAGUCCACAAAGGACCUACUCAUGCUUACGGGGAAGGUUAGAAAGACAAACGAAUGGGUAAUAUGUUGUCGUUGCAUACGGAAAGGGCAAGAUAAUCAAGAUCACAAGCAACACAAAGCUACCAACUUUUAUUAGGCACAAAAGGCUCUAAAAAAUGGGCUAAAUGAUUACACUCAAAAGGGUUCUUUGAGUUCAGAAGGCAGGCCCAAUAUUCACCUAGCACUAUCGUUUAACAAAAAAUGGACACACGAAAGAUGUUCCACCACUUGAUGCCAUCCAAGGUUCUAGGGUGUUGAGACAACAGAUGUUUUGCACCAAAAGACUGUCAACUAGAAAUCAACUCAUAGCACAUGAGAACAGACACACGAUAAUGGGCACACGAGAACAAAUUAUGAUGCCCUCUGUGCGAUGCUAUAAAGCCAGAAAUGUUUCCGAGUUUUACAUAGCAGAAACCAAAAAAAAGAACACUUCUGACAAAGCAAAAUGAGGUUGAUUGUACUUUCAAUCCUGGACAAUCUGCCUAGAAGAAAAUUCUCGGGAACACUGGAAAACAAUAGGAAACAAUGACUGCAAAGCAUCAUGGAUGCAUGUCCAUCGCUCCAUGACAGCAUCAAGUGACUUCUGAAAAUAGUAUUCCACUCUCGCCCCAAUGGCUCUAUGCCAAGGCUAGUGACAGCAAGGUUGUAUUUCUAAUGUACCGGAUACCCGCCCACCAAAUUCAGCAUCUUCUGGAACCUUGCCUGAUAUUAUUCAGAAAGAUAUGUGGCGUCUGGAUGGAUCCCAGGAUAAGAAAGAAUGGAUAAGAAAUGCAAGUGAUGUAGAUUUUAGCCGCCGUUGGCGUGAAGAGGAGAGAGAAACUAGCUUGCUUGGUAGGAAAGAACGUAAAAAGGAAGGAGAUCGAGAAACCGAGUACCGAAAAAGUGACCGCCGUCCUGACAAUAUCCUGUUGAGAGAAUCUGCUGAUUCUAGGAGUUCACCUUCAUCUGACAAGUUUUAUGAAGUUCCUAAUCGUGGUACAGGGAAUGAAAAUCGCCGUGACAGCAAGUGGUCAUCUAGGUGGGGUCCGGAGGACAAAGAGAAUGAAAUGCGGACAGAAAAGAAAGUGGAUGCAGAAAAAGAAGAUUCUCACGUUGAGAAACAGUUUUUUAUUGCCAGCUUCCGCCCCUUAUCUGGAUCUGAUUCUCGUGAUAAGUGGAGGCCACGCCAUCGUCAGGAUGUUUAUUCCGGUGGGUCAUCAGUGAUUCGUGCUGCUCCUGGAUUUGGGUUGGAAAGAGUUUCCACGGAGGAUUCAAAUGUGGGUUUUGCUCGUGGUAGGGGUAGAUCAGACUCUGUUACAGGAUUGCAAUUUGGCAGGUCAUCUGCUGCUGGCCCUAUUGGUGCAACUCCAGUAAAUAAAGCGGAGUUCCGGUAUCCCAGGGGUAAACUACUAGAUAUUUAUAGGAAGCAGAAGAUGACAGUCAUUGAUGCUACUCCUGUGAGAUUUGUAGAAGUUCCUCCGAUAACAGAAUCUAGCUUUGUGACUCCUUUGGCCUUUGUCAUACCUGAUGCUGAGGAAGAGGUUCUUCUGAAAGAUAUUUGGAAGGGGAAAGUCAUGAGCAGUGAAGCAAGUUCAAGUUGGGAAAGGAUGGCAAGGGAUAAUAAAAUUGGGAUAGGUGAUGGAGACAAAACCCUGAUUGAGAAGAAACAUGCUAGAAGGGGACCUUUUACAAAUUCUGAAGAGUUGAAUUCUGACCAUGAAGAACGAAAGGCUGUCAACACUAUGAUUAAUUUGGUGGGUUUUAAUGGUUUGACUAAAAAAAUUGCAGAUCAUGAGGUUUUUCAUGAUAAACCAGUUUCAGUCAGCAAUAUUACUAAUUCCCAGAUAAAUGAUGGUCAGAUUGAAGUAGUAAAUGUUGAUGAUGAAUCAAGUCAUGUGGAUAUUCUAAAAGAUAUCAAGUUAGAAGGACAGGAUUUAACUGUCUCUGAUUUUAAUGCUAAGCUACCUGAUGAGUCAUACCCUUUAUUUGAUUCAUCUUUUGUUGAAGCGAUUCCAAGAAUCAACAAACUUAAAAGCAGCAAAGCUGAGAUGAAUCUUUCAGAACAGGGCACUCCUGAGGAGUUGAGUUUAUUUUACAUGGAUCCCCAAGGAGACAUACAGGGCCCAUUUCUCGGUGCUGAUAUCAUCUCAUGGUUUGAACAAGGUUUCUUUGGUACAGAUUUACCUGUGUGCUUAUCAGAUGCUCCUGAUGGCACACCUUUUCAGCCACUUGGUGAAGUAAUGCCUCACUUGAAACUGGAGUUCCAUUCUGGCCCUGAUAUCUGUUCUGGCGAAAAGUCCGAACCUUUGGAUGCUACAAGGAGUGACCUGGAGUCUUGUAUCCCUUCUUCCCAUGAUACUGGUAGUUCUUCCACCACAAACAAUCAAAGAAGGGCGCUAUCAUGGGAUUCUCUGGAUCAUCAUGGAAAACAUGAUGUUCCUGAAAAUGAAGCUUUCACAGAUCCCAACAAAAACAGUUUAUCUUUCCCUAGCUCAGGGACCCCACCAGGUGCAACUGGUGGACACAUCUUUCAUGAUCUUACUGGGCGAGAUGCAGAAGUUGUAUUGUACAAAGGUAGGUCCAUGAGUGACAUGGGGAAACAAUCAGGAAAAUUUGCUAAUGACCACAUUGCUCUAUCAAGGUCCCCUAAUAAUCAUCACUAUAUGGUGCCAGAGGCUGGAAAUACUAGUUUUGCCAGUGAGCACAUUCCAAGAGAGAAUAAUUUGGAUCCUUUUGGAUUAUUCUGGUCUGAGCUAGAAGGAACUCAACAGAAGCUUCCCCUUUCAUCAAAUAUUGCAGGGUCUGCUGAGAAUUUGAUUGGCAACUGUGAUUCUUCAAGAAAUUCCUUUCCAUUUGGCCUCAAUCAGACGCAGUUCAAUUUGAUCAGUGACUUCCCUAUUGCCAACAAUUCAUUGUCCAAAAACUAUAGAAGGAGCAAUAGUUUAAAUAUAAUUCCUGAUAUGUUUGAUGCAAAUAACAUGUCACAGAUUGAAGCUGAGUCAAGCCACUUUGGCUUAGAACAGCGCCUACUCUUCCAACAAUUACAGAUGAAAGAACUUCAGCAGCAAUGUUUACUGGCCCAUCAAAAUGCUGAGUUCAGUGGUACACUUUUGGACCAGGUGCAUGGACCUAUGCACCAACAUCACCAUGUUCAUCAACAACCUGUGGAGGAUCUAGAGCGUAUGUUGAAAUUUCAGUUUGAGCAGCUGCGACAUCUUGAUAUGUUGCAGCAGCAACAUCAACUGCGUCAGCAACAGACACAACUGCAUGAGCAUCAGAUUCAAUUGUUACAACAUCGUCUUCAUCAUGAACCGCAACCACAACAAUCCCAGCAGCAGAUGUAUCUUGAACAUCUGCUGCAUCGGCAAUUACUUGAAGCUGGUUUUGGAACAUCCAACAUUGAUCCUCAUGGGAUAAACAUGUUUGAUCAGGUUCGCUUUAGACAGCAGCUCUUGAAAGAGUCACAACAGUCUCACAACCUUUCACUGCAUCAUGACUCAGCUAUAGAUCAACAUAUCCAAGCAAACUUAGGGCUGAAUAUUCAACGGCAGAGUCAUAAUGGUUUAUUGGAUAUUCUAUCCCAUUCCAGUCAGAGGCAGGUGCCUCCUAUAGAACAACAAUUUCUUUUAGGGCUUCAGCUGGACCAGCUUCAGGCACAACUGUCGUCCCCUGCUUCUACCAAGCUGUCUGCAAUGGAAGAAGAGAGACACAUAGGGGGGGUUUGGUCAGUUGGUGAAUCUGGUCAGUUUAUCAGGACUGCACUUGGUCCACACCAGGAUUUUUCUGCCAGAUCUAGCCAAUCAGAGUUUAUGCAGGCAGCAAAGGGACCAUUGUUUGAGCAGCGCAGUCAUGUUCAACCAAACAUUUUGUUUCAUGAGAGAAUGAAACGAGGGCCUUAUGAACAAGGGUCACAUCCUAUUGACAGGCUACAUAUGCAUGCAGGUACUCCUGGUCCGAACUUGGAACUCAUUAAUGCCUUAGCACGAGUACAAGGACUGGAUGCACAUGAGCAUCUUAAUCAUCUGCAUACUUCUGGUGAGGUAGGACAGCUUCCUUCUAGUGUACACUCUCAUCAGAAUCAGAUUGCUAAUGAUUUAACUGGUGCAAGCAUGGAUGUGAGUGAGAGGCACUGGUUUGAACCAAAUAGGCAGCUCUCAGCUGAUUUAAUGGAAUCCCAUUUGAAGCACUUGCCAAUAGAAGCAGAAAAGAAGAGGGGCAUUAGCAUAAGUCACUCUGUUAAGGACCCAAAUGUAUGGGCAUCAUUUGUAGGAAAUGAUGGAAGUUCAGGACAUGAAUUGAGAGACUUGCUCCAUCAAGAAAUGCUUCUCCAAUCUCAACAGCCACUAGGAGUAUAUAGCACUCCAUCUUCCAAUGAGCAUGGGGACUCUUCUUGGCUCUAUUCUCAGCAUGGUCCAGAGCAUUCCUUUAAUCUUGACAUGGAUAGAGUGGGACUUAGUGGUUCUAUGUCUGAGGGUUCUCUUUUUUCUGAAGUAAGACAGCCACGAAACGAGCAACUGAUCAACAAAAAUCUGGAAGGUAGUGCUAAUGACAUUGAGAGCAGUAGAAGGCCCAGUUUGAGAUCUGGUUCUGCAACAUUAAUUGAACAGAAACAUUUUCUUUCAGAUACGGAUUAUAUUGAAAGAGAGAAAUUUGUGACUUCUUUGGGUGAUGCUUCCUUGCAAUCAUUUGAUUUCUACAAUUUAAAGGAGGUGGAAAAUAGGAAGAUGCAGGGUCUAAAGGGCAGUUCCAGGACUCAAUCAGCAUUGAACAUGCAGGACAGUGGGGUUAUGCAAGCAAUAGGUGGAGGUCAUGAGGAGGUUAAUGUUGACAAACUUUUUAGGCAUGAUUUAUCUAGCAAGGCUGCCAGAGGUUUGAGCUUCUACAAUUAUGAAACAGGGACUGAUAACGCUCAUAUUGAAGGGAUGGGUAAUAACAUGAUUUCUGGUGAUAUCUUGAAAGGAGAUGACAAUUCAUUCUUAGCAGAUACUUGUGAUCCUCAUUCUACCUCAUCUAUAGCAGGAUCUGACCUGGCCUCAAAGCAAUCUGCAAAGGCAAAGAAUCCUACUAAUGGAUCUUCUGAGGGAGGAUGUCUCAACUUUGGAGGUAAUUCUACAUCCCAUGUCUCAGAGACAUCGAUGUCUAACAAGAAAGACUUGAGAUUUCGUCGAACCUCUUCGAGCAGCGAUGCAGAUGUUGCAGAACCUUCAUUCAGUGAUAUGCUGAAGAGUACCAAAAAGACCAUGCCUGAUCCCGAGUCUCUAGAAGUUGUCUCAUCUGGUAAGAGUGCCAAAAAGAAAGGAAAGAAGGGCAGACAGAUUGAUCCGUCACUUCUUGGUUUCAAAGUCCAUAGCAACCGCAUAUUGAUGGGUGAGAUCCAGCGGCCAGAUGAUUGAGUAUUGCGCGUCUUCCGUAAUCACUGUCUAAUUGUUCCAUUGCAAGGCUGUACAGGUCCUCGUACAGUUUUUUUAAAUAUUUUAGAUAGUUCUUUUUUUUUUCACAACAGAUCAGUUGUAAAGCGGGGUUCAUAUAGAUGAAGACUCACUGUACGUGGGGAUGGAACAAGCGUGCAGAUUUUGUAUAGACCAACAAAAUCAAUGCAAAUAGUUUCAUGAAUGCAGCUUCUUUUUUCACCUUUUA